Molecule: messenger RNA, 2538 nt
Organism: Lolium perenne
Lineage: Eukaryota; Viridiplantae; Streptophyta; Magnoliopsida; Poales; Poaceae
Source: RefSeq, a predicted model, not a curated record
AUGAAAGGGAAGAUGGAUACAACAAAAGCGAAUGAGUCAGGAAAAACACAACAGGAGGAUGGAACAACUGCUGCAGGAAGUAUAUUUGGAUCUAUGACAGGGAAGACACCAAUACAGUGCCGGAGGAUGGUAGAUAAAUUUGCACAGGCAUUUCUUCAGAGAAGGAAAGAGAAAGCUGAGCUCGAAAGCUUGGCAGAGCUACAAGCAGUUGAAGAAAGUUUUUACAUGCACAAGCAAAACUCCGAAGCAGAAGGACAUAUGUCAUCAAACAUCACAAGGGCAAGCAAACAAAAAUGCAAGGACUUCGAUUUAAAUGAGGAGCUCAAAUUCGAGAACGAAGACAACGAAGGAUAUGCUGAUAGCAACAUCCCAGAAAUGCAUGCAGAUGGUGCAUCAUUUGCUGGUAAGAAUGCAUGCCCAGCUGACAAUGCUGAUUAUUCAAAUGGUAAUGAGCAUGGGAACAAAGAAGAUGAUAAAUAUGAAGAAAUUCUUGAGUCAGUGCUGAAUCCAGAGGAACCGACUGCUGAAGAGCUUGAAAUGGACAGAAUGUUUGCAAACAAGAAGUAUCCAACAAUGCAAGAGAUAUCAGAGGCAUCUACUCCCACAGUUGGAAUGGAAUUCGAUUCAAAAGAGGAUGCAUUCUUCUUCUUUGCAGUGUACGCAAGAAGGGUUGGAUUUGCAAUAAAAAAGGACACCUCCUACGAGUCAAGAAAAACCAAUGAAAUAACAAGACAGACAUUCGCAUGCAACAGGUGCCGUGACGAUACAUACGUUGACAGUGCGCUCAGACAGAGACGGACUUCCAGGAUUGUGCAGACAAAAUGCAAAGUCAGAAUGUUUGUGAAGGAAUACAGAGGAAAGUGGUCAAUAAGUAACAUAAGACUAGAACAUAACCACAACCUAGCUCCGUUAGAGUGGAUAGUAAGGUUCUUGAAGUGUCACAGGUCAAUGUCUGCCUCAGACAAGACUCUAAUCCACAUCCUACAAGAGACAAGAGUUCCACCCAGGAACAUAAUGAAAAUAUUCAGGAAAACAAGGGGAAGCUUCAGGGCAGUUCCAUUUGAUACAAAAAACCUAGAAAACGAGCUAGCAAAAGAAAGAAAGAAAAUUAAGACCAUGGACAUUGAAGAGUUGCUGCUACUAUUCAAGGAAGCACGUGAAAAGAUGCCUGGAUUCAGACAUUCAAUUGAUGUUGACAGCGAUAAUAGAGUGAAAAGUAUAUUUUGGACAGACCAGUAUGGGAUGCCAUUUGCUCCAAUAUUAGGGGUUGAUAACUAUGGCAAAACAGUCGUGUUUGGAGUAGGAUUGCUGGAGGAUGAGAGAGCAGACACUUUCAAGUGGCUGUUUGAGGAAUUCCUGUCUGCCAUGGAUAACAAGCACCCAGAAACUAUAAUAACAGACCAAGACGUUGCAAUGGGGAUUGCAAUAUCUAAAGCUUUACCUUACACAGUGCACCGUUUCUGCAACUUUCACAUCAGCAAGAACCUGGAUGACAAGUUGUCCCUAUUCUUCGCAGUAAGAGGGACUCUAAAGGAAGAACUAAGAGCAGUUAUAAGGAACUCAUUUACUCCAGAGGAAUUCGAAAAUAGCUGGCAUGAUCUACUGGAGCGUCAUAAUGCUUUGGGAGAGCCACACCUGGAAAGGAUAUAUGACAUCAGAGCUCAGUGGGUACCAGCAUAUUUCAAAGAGAGAUUCUUCCCAUUCACUUCAUCGACAGGAAGAAGUGAGAGCACAAACUCCUUAUUCAAACACUACGUAAAAAGAAAGGACUCGAUUGCAACAUUCUUCAAGGAGUAUAUCAUAAUACAAGAAAAAAAACAGUCCGACCUAGAUCGCCUAAGAGAGAAAAGUGAGUUCAAGGAGUCUGUGAAUUGGGGAUUCAACCCUCUUGAAAGGGAAGCAAUGAAAAUCUACACAGACCCAAUAUACGGCAAGUUUGCUGAAGAGCUAAGGAAGGGUACUGCUUACAACGUUGAAGUUGUGGAAGAGAAGAGAUUAUACAGAGUGAUUAGGGUGGCUAACUAUAGGAAUGCAGAGUUCCCCAGAUCAACAUAUGUGGUUAGUGUUUCCCCUGAUGAAGAUGUGUCAUACGACUUGUUUGCUGAAGGAGUUGCUGAGCUGAAGAAAGCUAUAUGCAAAGAUGCAAUUGAACGCCUCCAGACGAAAGAAAAAGUCACACGUAAGAGAAAAAAGGUUGAUGACCCAGUUCAACAAGAUACUGACAAUAUGUGUCAUGAAGAUAGAGAAGACAACAAUCAUGGACACAACAAUGAACAGAUACACCCUGAGGAGAAAAAUUCAAGUGAUGAAGAAAAAAAUGAAGAUGAGCAUCGCCCUUAUAAGGAUCCACCACAGUCAGGAAAUCCAGGGUUCAACCUAGGUGAAAGACCUAUGAAUUUCCAUGAGAAAUCUUCUGCAAAACUAAAGAAAAAGGCUGCACCAAGAUUGUGUGGACUUUGCAGGUUGCCUGGACACAAAAGACCAAAAUGCCCAGACAGAGACAAGGUUGGCAUGAACAUACCAGGAAUGGAUUCAUAA